Molecule: messenger RNA, 806 nt
Organism: Trichoderma atroviride IMI 206040
Lineage: Eukaryota; Fungi; Ascomycota; Sordariomycetes; Hypocreales; Hypocreaceae
Source: RefSeq, a predicted model, not a curated record
CCACUCCCACCAUCCAAAUUCCAUCCCCAUUUUGUUUUGUUUUGCCAUCGUUCCUUCACAUCAGCCAUCUAGCGUUAGCAACGCAAGACGGAACAAUACUCAUUAUAUAGCCCAGUCCACGAGAUCAUAAUGGCCAACUACCACAGUCGGCCAAAAUUCCUCCCUUCUAUGUCGGAUCGAAGUCUAAUAAAAGUCAACUCCACACCCUAUCUAUCCGUACUGAAAAUGCAAUUUGCAGCACACAAGACGCCACCGAAGCCGAACCCUCAUGUAUGCAAAGCAAGCCGAAUGGAUUUACCGCCCAUAGAGUCGCCAAUAUGUGCGGUUCCAUCGUUUGCGUUUCUCACACCAAAAGAAAAUUAAAAGAAAAUGCGUUAAAAACCAAACCGUAAAAGUAAAGGAAAACAUAAAAUCAAAUCGAAACGCCUCUCAAUGCAACCCUCGAAUUUUUUUUUUUACCAUUUUGGGGGAUUUUUUUUUUAGUCUUGCAACCUUUUUUUUUUCUCCAACGAAGAGGAAGACGACAUAAAACAACCAGCAUACUAGUUAGAAGCGCAGUUUGGUGUUAUUCCAGCAAUCCCCGCUUUUCGAAAGGGGCAUACGUUUCUCUUUUUGUCUUCAAAGGUCGCUCGUCUUAGCUUUUCGUAUGCGGAGGGGUACUAGAUGAGGAGCCACAAUCCAGACUUGGAUCGAGAGAACUAAGAAAUUCUUUAUACUGCAUCUGGCUGGCGAGGGGGGCUUUCCUCAUCAUAUGGACUCGGCUGUGGUCUCUAACCGGCCAUAUUAGGCUCGGCCUUGAUGUCGGU